AAAUAAAAAUAAUACAAAUAAAAGAUUUUGGCACAGUAUGAGCCAAAGUUUUGAAAGCUUAAUACAUGGCGGCGGCGGAGGAGUUGCCGGCGAUGGCGUCUUUUCGGAACGACAGUCAUCGGAGGAUGUGCCAGAGUCAACUGCUACUACGACUACCACUACCACAACAACAGCCGGCGAGGAUAAUGGAGGAGGUGGAGGAGGGCGGGAGAUUGGGGCUGCUAGGGACGAUGAUUUCACCGAUGACAACAAUUUCGAAUCGAAUUUGCGACGACGCAAAGGCAAAAUAAUAUCCUGUGCCAAGGAGACUAUCGAGAAUGCUUCCCGCCAACUACGCCGCAAAGUGCCCUACGCUGGUCAUUUGAUGACGCCGCGUCGUCUUUGGUUGAACAAAAUACCCACACAAUGCGAUGUGGUCAUUGAGUUUCCAGAGGAUGCGCCAGAUGAGGCAUUGCGUUGGUUACUGGCCAGAAUAAGGUCGCAGCCGCCGGCCGGUUUGGGUCUUCUGGUACAGGUCAAGGCACACGAGAGUACACGACGGAAUGCCUUCUAUGUGAGCGCCCCAGUGAAUGUCCUCUUUAAGGCCGCCGAGGAAGCCCGCUUACCGAAACGUUUGCGUCCAGAUUUGGGUGGCGCUCUGCGAGAGUUUACCACACGAGAGAGUCAUUGUUUUCAACAGUUACGUGGUGAUGUCGGCAGCACGGCUCUAUUCACCUCACAGGAACGGCAAUGGUUGGUGUUGCAAGUUCUGCAGGGUUUACGUGCUGGUUGCAGUGACAUUGAUGCCCUUCAUGGUCGGGCUGCUGUGGCAGAGGGUCAGAGUAUUGUUGCCGCCUGGCAAGAGUCUGGAUUGAUCACACAGGUUUUUCCCCUGCACGAGUCCCGUUCGUUGACCCAAUUGCAAACGCAUUGGGUUAAACAGAUUUUUGCUCCACAACCUUUGGAUGAUAUUGCUGCCUAUUUUGGGGUCAAGGUGGCUCUUUAUUUUGCCUGGCUGGGACAUUAUACGUGUGCUUUGGGUGUGCCAGCUGUUUUUGGCACCAUACUUUAUUGCAUAUUAUGGGGCAAAGGACAAACUGCCCAGGAUAUGGGCCAUGUAUUAUUCUCAUUAUUCAAUGUGGCAUGGGCUUCGCUAUAUUUGGAGGCCUGGAAGCGUUACUCUGUGGAAUUGGCCUUCCGUUGGGGAACGCUUUCAACGCCACCCGAAUUACUCGAACCCCCAAGGCCGCUCUAUAAGGGUCCCCUGGAGGAGAACAAUGUGACGGGCCGUUUGGAACCCAAAGAGGCUCCAGCUUGGCAACGUCGUGCUUUUCGCUAUUUAGUUAGCUUUCCCAUAAUUGGCCUGUGCCUGUGUCUGGUUUUUGCUGUGAUGUUUCUUAUGCUACGUUUUCAGGACUGGUGGGAUUCCAAAUUACCCGAGGAGAGUGUCUUAUGCUGUUUGAGUGUCAUACCCAAAGUACUUUUAGCUGGGGCGAUUACAUUAAUGGACGAGGCCUACUUUAAGCUGGCAGUUUGGUUAAAUGACAGAGAAAAUUAUCGUCUGCAAUCGAAAUAUGAGAAUCAUUUGAUUGCCAAAGUGGCUCUAUUUCAAUUUGUCAAUUCUUUUCUCUCACUCUUCUACAUUGCCUUCUAUCUGCGGGAUGAGGAGAAGCUCAAAGAGCAACUGGCUGGUCUACUUAUUUCACGACAAAUCAUUGGUAAUUUACGGGAAUCGGCCAUUCCGUAUUUUGUUGAGCAAUGGAAGUUAGCCAAGUUAAGUUUCAAUAUGUGGGGUGCAUUGAGUCCCACACAGAAUGUAACCCGCAGUCUGGCCGAGGAAUUGGCCACCGCCGAGGAGCAGUUAAAGGCCGAAGCAGCAGCUGCUCCACAACAGCAGGGAGCAGCAAGUAAACGAAAUAUUGGACAGGCUGAAAUUGAAAGUUCGCUGUAUAAGUAUGAUGGAACUUUUUCGGAUCAUUUAGAGAUGCUGGUUCAAAUGGGCUAUGUAGUUCUCUUCUCAGCCGCAUUCCCCUUGGCUGGAAUUUGUGCUCUGAUUAAUAAUCUUAUGGAAAUACGAUCGGAUGCCUUUAAAUUGGCCCAUGUGCAUCAGCGGCCCUUUGGCCAACGUGUUGCCAAUAUUGGAACUUGGCAAAAUGCUUUAAGCAUUCUGUCCCUGGCAGCUGUAAUAGUUAAUUGUGCCCUAAUUGGUCUUUCCGGUCAGGUGUCGAGAUUGUGGCCGGGCUUAACCACAGCUCAAACGAUUAUUUUGAUUGUCACAUUGGAGCACAUCAUGUUGGGUCUGCGUCAGGCUUUGACCUGGUUGUUACCAGAAUUACCCUCUUGGCUGGCAGCGGAAAUUGCACGCGCCGAGCAUUGUCGACGGGAAAUGCAAUGUAAGGGCACCUCGCCACGUCCCACACCGCCCACACCGCAAUCGACCACAUCCACGCAGCCGGAACAGGAUGGAGCAAGCGGCAUGAUGCAGCAAAUGGAAAGUGGUGCUAAUACCACACAUGAUCAGUCCAUGGAGAGUCAGGUGGCUGAGGAUUUGUUACUCUAUGGCCACGAAUUUGGACGGAGCAUUGAGGCGGAUGUGAAUAUCUAUGAGAAUCGUGAUUCCUCACCAGAUUCGCCACCCUCACAAACGAGCACCAUUUUAAUUAGGCCUCUGCAUGAGUCUACUCCUCCACAUGGCGGUGCCUCUUUGACCAGUCUCCAUGGUCAGGAUAGUAAUGGCGGACCCUGUAAGAGUUGUAGAAAAGUAUCGCAAACCUUAAUACCGGAGAUUCCACCAUAUCUUGGAUAUUCUGUGCGUAAUUUAAGCGCUCUACCCAUACAAAGCCAAAGAAUUCAGCAGCAUUUCCAAAGCGGAGCUUCUGCCAGCACAUUUGCAUUGAAUUCGCCGAUGGGCGCCAGCUAUGCAGCACGAAUGCAAUCGAUGCUUAUACAGGAGAUACCGCCAUUCCGCAAGAAAUCGAGUGAUUCUGCCGAUCAUACAGGCAGCAGUGCGAGCAGCAGUCCACAGAGAGCAACCAUGCGGCAAUUGUCAUCAACAUCGACAGCAUCAGGCGGGCAGCAGCAACAGCAACAGAAAAUUGCCGAUAUUCCACCCUACAAGACACGCAAAAUAUCAGCGGAGGGUGCUACUCAUUUGCAUAUGACCGACAAACUACACAUUAAACUCCACGCACCCGAAUGGAUGUCACGUUUGAAAGUCAACGACAAUACGAAUCUACAUAGAAGCAUAGAUUGUAUUGCAAAGGAACUUGGAAGCAGUGCAGACAACUCAGAUGUCUUGAAACCGGCGCCUUCAUGGAGUAAUGUGGCACUUAAAUCUGGUUUGCCCACCCCACCAGCUUCGCAGCAACAGCAACAAAUUGUGGCAUCAUCUUCGUCUUCAUCAGGCGGUGGUGGAAGUGUGUUUAGUCCCAGUGGUCCUGGACCUGCAACAAGCAGCGGCAUUAGUAAUUCACAGUCCAGACCAAGUGUUGGAGCAUUAUCCAACUCAUCAUCGACUUCAUCACAAAAACAGCAGCAAAAACAGCUGGCCAAAGAAGAGAAGGAAAGGGAAAAGGAAAGAGAGAAAGAAAGGGAGAGAGAGAAAGAACGGGAGAAAGAGAAAGAAAAGCAACAAGAGCAGGCACAAAAAUUGCUGGAUCAGGCAGCCUCUACAUCGACUGGCAAUACAGACGAUGAAGCCAAAGCUGCAGAAUUGGCUGCCAAAAAAUCACGUCUCAAGCAAAAAUUGGUCAAGAGUGCCAGAUCAGUGGCCAUAUUUUCCCUUAAACUCAAAGAACGUAGGCAACGUGAGGCUGAAAAGGCGGCCACAAUUGCCGUUGAGCAUGCCAAGGCACUGGCCAAGUUACCCAUGCCUCAGCCAGUGGGAGGUGAAUUAUCUUUAAUACCCAUCGAGCAAUUAAUACAAAUUGAUGAUAUCAAACCUGCGCUGAAAUCAAGUACAGCAAGUAGUUCCCAAGCAAGUUCUUCAUAUGGAACUCACCAGCAACAUCAACAGCAGCAUCAGCAGCAACAUCAUCAUCAUUCACAUCCGCAUCAGCAUUCGGAUAAUUAAAUACCUUAACUAUGAACUAAACUAAUCUCUCGCACACUUUGUAAAUAGUUUUCUAUGCACCAUUUCUUUACAUUCAUUCCAUCUAGCAAAGUUUUAAAUGAUAAAAUUAUGGAAAAAAAACAAGAAAAAACAAUUGAGGAAUUUGCUGAACGUGUGUCUUGUCCAGAGAGUUGGAAGCAACUAAAUUAACUAAAACCAAUUAAUCAAGUGGAAGACAAAGAAAUUAUUUAAAAUAAUUAACUAGUGUUUACCAAAUUAAAUACCAAAAAAAAUAUAUAUAUUUGUGAAUAUUUGUCAAGUUUUUUGAAAGCAUCCAGAAACUUUUUCAUACACACA
Molecule: messenger RNA, 4387 nt
Organism: Drosophila willistoni
Lineage: Eukaryota; Metazoa; Arthropoda; Insecta; Diptera; Drosophilidae
Gene: wwk
Product: anoctamin-8
Exons: 18
Coding region: 38-4051 (1337 amino acids)
Biological process (GO): chloride transmembrane transport
Cellular component (GO): plasma membrane
Molecular function (GO): chloride channel activity
Source: RefSeq, a predicted model, not a curated record